This is a messenger RNA of Salvia splendens (bonfire salvia), 1122 nucleotides long. RefSeq names its product heme-binding-like protein At3g10130, chloroplastic. The record is from RefSeq and is a predicted model, not a curated record. NCBI's taxonomy places the organism in Eukaryota, Viridiplantae, Streptophyta, Magnoliopsida, Lamiales, Lamiaceae. The coding region runs from base 115 to 993 and encodes 292 amino acids. The transcript has 8 exons.
UUGUGGAAGUAAAGAUUACUACCACACAACUCAACCGGAAAAACAAACGUGGAAAAACCAGAAAGCUCUGUAAUUGUGACACUCCGCUUCCUGAAAUUCUCAAAGAUCAACAAAAUGAAUCUACUCAGCCCUUCUUCGAUCCCCGCCUUUCAAAACCCAAUCCUCAAAACUAUGAAUUCAUAUUCACGUCCAAUAAAUUCGAUGGCGAAAACUAACGACAGGGCAGCCACGUCGCCUCUUGAAGCCCGCGUCUCCCUCGUCCUUGCUCUCGCAGCUCAGACUUCUUCACUCUCUCAGCGCUUGUUGAUGGAUUUGGCUACGGAGACGGGAAGAUACGUGUUCCCGAGUAGGAGGUUCGAGAGCAGGAAUUUAGAGGAAGCAUUGAUGUCUGUGCCGGAUAUUGAGACCGUGGAAUUUAAGGUUUUGAAGCGCAAUGAGAGGUACGAAAUAAGAGAAGUUGAGUCUUAUUUUAUAGCUGAAACAACGAUGCCUGGGAAGUACGGGUUUGAUUUUGCUGGUGCAUCUCGAUCUUUCAACGUGUUGGCUGAGUACUUGUUUGGUAAGAACACUAAAGAGAAGUCAAUGGAGAUGACUACACCAGGUUUUACUCGUCGGGUUGGAUCUGAAGCAGAAGGAGAGAAAAUGGAUAUGACUACCCCAGUGAUAACCAGAAGAGUGGAAGAUGAAGAUAAGUGGAAGAUGUCAUUCGUCAUGCCCUCAAAGUAUGGCUCCGACUUACCAUUGCCGAAGGAUUCAUCUGUGAGUAUCAAAGAGGUGCCAAAACGGAUCGUUGCAGUUGUUGCGUUUUCAGGAUUUGUUACUGAUGAUGAAGUUGCACGUCGCGAAUCAAGGCUGUGGGAGCUACUGAAGAAAGACCAGGAAUACAGAGUGAAAGAUGGCGCCUCUGUAGAAGUUGCACAGUACAACCCGCCUUUCGCACUCCUAUUCAAUCGCCGUAAUGAAAUUGCUCUUGAAGUUGAGAAGCAAGCUUAGCUUCAGUUUUCACAAAGCCUACUGCUCAUUUUUGCAUCAAUGUACGGCUACUACAAAUAAAUACUAGUAUAUUGAUAUCAUGAUUACAUACCUUUAAUGAGCUUGUGCUAUGCAAAUCUUGAUUAGUUA